CACUGUCCACAUCUCCCUACCAAGAUUUAUGAUAAAACAGAGAAACCAUGUCUUCUCUCUGAAUACACCGAGAACUACCCUGUCUAUCACUCCUACCUGCCCAGAGAUUCCUUCAAGCCCAGGCUGCAGUACCAGAAGAGGUCCAUACCAAUGGAAGGCCUGACCACAUCGAGGAAUGAUUUUGGGCCUCACAAAAUAGUACCAGUGAAGGUCCACCAGCAUGACCCGUUCAUCCCAAGUGAAGAGAAUAUGGAUUUGCUCACAACGUAUAAACAAGAUUACAACCCCUACCCUGUCUGUCGAGUGGACCCCAUCCAACCUCGGGACAGUAAAUAUCCAUGUAGUGACAAGAUGGAGUGUCUGCCUACUUAUAAAGCUGACUAUUUACCUUGGAACCAACCAAGACGAGAGCUACUUCGUCCGGAACGUCACUACCGGCCGGCAUCAACCAGGUUUGAUAGUAGAACCACACACCAGGAUGACUACCCCAUAAAGGGCCUUGUGCGCACCAUGAGCUGUAAACCUCCACCCAUGCCAAAGCUCUGUAACAUCCCCUUGGAGGAUCUGACCAACUACAAGAUGAGCUACGUGGCCCACCCUGUGGAGAAGCGCUUUGUGCGUGAGGCAGAGAAGUUCAGGCCCUGUGAAAUCCCCUUUGAGAGCCUCACCACCCACAAAGAGUCCUACCGGGGCUUGAUGGGGGAGCCUGCCAAGAGCUUGAAGCCUUCAGCCAGGCCUGCAGGGCUAGACGCGGCUUUCUGUAACACCACCGAGUUUCGAGAUAAGUACCAAGCUUGGCCAACGCCCCGGGUGUUCUCCAAGCCUCCUGUGGCCUAUGUCCCUCCUGAAGAGAAGAUGGAUCUUCUGACGACUGUGCAGGCCCAUUACACAUACCCUAAGGGUGCCCCGGCACAGUCCUGCCGACCAGUGCUCCCGCUGAAGAAGAGCAGCCGCUUUGAAGGCUCCACCACCACCAGGGACGACUACAAGCAGUGGGCCAGCAUGCGCACGGGGACUGUCAAGCCCGUCCCCCACCUCAGCCUUCCCACCGAGCCCUUGGACUGCCUGACCACCGCUCGGGCCCACUAUGUGCCCCACCCGCCUGUCAGUACCAAAAGCUGUAAGCCGCCCUGGUCGGGCCCUCGAGGAAAUACCCCCGUGGAGGGCCAGACCACCUACACUAUCAGUUUUACUCCCAAGGAAAUGGGCAGGUGCCUCGCUUCAUACCCUGAGCCCCCCGGCUACACCUUUGAGGAGGUAGAUGCUCUUGGACACAGGAUGUACAGGCCGGUUUCCCAGACGGGCGCUCAGCUUUCAGUAGGUGAUUUGGAGAACCCCAACCAGAGGGAGCUGGCAGUGUCAGUCUGA
Messenger RNA from Cynocephalus volans (Philippine flying lemur), 1368 nucleotides. It is a transcript of the gene SAXO1, whose product is annotated as stabilizer of axonemal microtubules 1. The transcript has 3 exons. NCBI's taxonomy places the organism in Eukaryota, Metazoa, Chordata, Mammalia, Dermoptera, Cynocephalidae. The record is from RefSeq and is a predicted model, not a curated record. Bases 151 to 1368 code for a protein of 405 amino acids. Gene Ontology annotation, molecular function: microtubule binding. Gene Ontology annotation, cellular component: sperm flagellum; cytoskeleton; axonemal microtubule.